UCACUAUCUGCGGCUGGGCAGUGUUUAAAAAUGAACCUUGUAGCGCAUUUCUCCAUUUUCAGCGCUCGGAGAGGAUGGGGGGAGCAUGGUGCAGCUGCCCGGGGGCACCUUCCAGAUGGGAUCCCUGCAGAGGAGCGGCGAGGAGGUGCCCGCCAGGGAGGUGACAGUGAAGCCCUUUGCUCUGGACAAACACCCGGUGACAAACAGGGACUUCAGGGAGUUUGUUAGAGAAAAGAAAUACAAAACAGAAGCAGAAGCAUUUGGCUGGAGCUUUGUCUUUGAGGAUUUCGUAUCUGAAGAGCUGAAAAAAAAAGUCACCCAAAAACUGGAGUCAGCCCCGUGGUGGCUGCCCAUCGAGAAGGCUUUUUGGAGACAACCCUCAGGCCCUGGCUCCAGCAUCAGGAACAGGCUGGAUUACCCCGUGCUGCACGUGAGCUGGAACGAUGCUCAGGCCUUCUGUGCGUGGCAGGGGAAGCGGCUCCCGUCGGAGGAGGAGUGGGAGUUUGCUGCCAGGGGAGGCCUGCAGCAAAGGAUGUAUCCCUGGGGAAACAAGUUCCAGGCAAACCGUACAAACCUGUGGCAGGGUGAUUUCCCUCGGGGGGACACGGCUGAGGACGGCUACCACGGCGUCUCCCCGGUGACAGCCUUCCCUGCCCAGAACAGCUACGGGCUCUAUGACCUGCUGGGAAACACCUGGGAAUGGACAGCAUCAGAAUUCCCAGCUCCAGGAAGGGCAGCCAGGGCUCAGAAGAUGCAGGUGCUGAGAGGGGCCUCGUGGAUUGACACUGCAGAUGGCUCUGCAAACCACAGAGCUCGUGUCACCACCAGGAUGGGGAACACACCAGAUUCUGCCUCUGACAACCUCAGCUUCCGCUGCGCUGCCGACAUCGCGCCCGUGCCAGCCUGGAAAAGCCAGAGCAAAGCUGAGCUCUGAGGGCUCCCUGGGAACACCUGAGGCGUUUUCUCCUGUGGAGAUGAACAGUAACCCCCCCCAGCUGUCACUUCCAUUAAACCCCAAUUGUUUCUAAAGUUAAAAAUAAUUUCAACCUUUUCAGUGCUGGGAUGUCUGGGUGGGAGCAGUGAUUGGGAAGGCAGGAAGGGGGGUUUGUCUUUGGUGUCCUUUUGGUGUGGGAGAUGCUCCAGCUCUCCU
Messenger RNA from Agelaius phoeniceus (red-winged blackbird), 1150 nucleotides. It is a transcript of the gene SUMF2, whose product is annotated as sulfatase modifying factor 2. NCBI's taxonomy places the organism in Eukaryota, Metazoa, Chordata, Aves, Passeriformes, Icteridae. Gene Ontology annotation, cellular component: endoplasmic reticulum. The record is from RefSeq and is a predicted model, not a curated record.